CUGAAUCUGUUUGCUUCGUGGACCUCUUCUCCUUCGCCUUCCACAGAUAUAAAUUUACAAAACCUCUGCAAACCCUAAUCCCUUCGCUGAAAUCGAAACCGGAUCAAAUCUUCUUACGCCGACUCCGGCGACAACAACUAUCUACACCACUCGACGCUAUCCUGGCUAAUAAAGUCUCAUGGCGAACGGAAAACCCUCAGAUCUGCAGGAAUACGUGCUCCGCUCAGGCGUGCGUUCUGGCCUCAUGCGAGAGUUCGCCUUUGCCCUGAAGUCGCAAGCCGAACUCUCUAAAUCUCUUGGUCGGACACGCUCACGCAAGGGUUCCGUGGAAGCACCCGCCUCACCCCCUUCUUGCAGGCGUAAGAUACCCAAAUUAUCCGAUGACCGGGAGAAGCAGCCGGUAAUUAUCCAGGUUCCGCCGGUUGGGUCAGUUAUUCUUGCUAUCCCGGCGGAGCUGCCUAUGGAUGUCGAUUGCUCUCCAUCGGGAGGAGUCGCGGUUGAUAUCCCAAUUACUGAUACACGAAAUAAUGGACAUCCGAAGGGUGUUGUAGGUGUUUCGAUUUCGGCUUACAGUAAAGAAGAAUUGGAGAAGGAUAACAUCAGUUCAAACGUUCCAGUCUUUAGUGAAGGUAUUGGGGGAGGGCAGAAGGACAAUUUGCAGGCGGAGAAGUCAAAUGCAAAUCAUAGAAAGUCGGUAUCAGAAGUUAAACCGCAAAACUCAACAAGAACAACAACUCCUUCACGACCUAUUUCUUUAGAGUCAGCAGCAGUUUCCUCGGAAGUGAGCAAGUGUCCAUUGAUGAAUGGAUCAGUAGCCAAGCAAUCAAUUGUGUUAGAUGGCAGCCAUGACACCAAGAUUAGCAACGGAUUAGCAGAGAAGCCAAUAAGGAGGUUCACUCGGUCAGCCUUGAAGCUUAUGCCUGUUGCUGCAACUCCACCUAAAAUUGAGCAGGUAGAGAUCCCAGGGGAAGUAAAACCAAUAAGGAGGUUCACAAGGUCGACCUUGAAGUCAGUGCUUCCGGUUGCUGCAACAUUUUCUUCAAUUGAGCAAGAAACCCAAGGCAAAGUAAUACCCGCAGUUGAAGUUCCUCUUACAGUUCAGCAGGAGGACGUGAUGGAAAUCCCAAUAGUUGUUGACAACUGCGGUGGACUAGAUUUUGAAACUGGCCAGCUAGAGGAGUCAAUAAAAGGUGAACAUGAGGGUUCUGUAUCAGUAGCUAUAAUUUCAGAAUUCCAUGACGACAAUGGGACGCAUGAUGUUGCUCUAUUAGAGAAACCUACAAUAACACCUACAAGGAGGUUCACAAGGUCUUUAGUGUCUGCAGUUGAAGAAUCUGCAGUUGCAGAUGGUUCUACACUCAUUAGUGCCGUUUCCGUUGAAUCAGAGGAUUCAAAAGGGGAUAACGAUGCUCUUAAUGAGAGUCUAAGAGCAACGUCAAAGAAGAAGAUGGAAUUGAAGAUGUCAAAGAAGAUAACAUUGACAAAGUUCCCAUCUAAUGUCAGAGACCUCCUAGGUACUGGGUUGCUCGAGGGAUUGCCUGUGAAGUACAUUUCAUGCCCGGGUAAGAAUGUCGGGCUUCAGGGUAUAAUCACGGGAAAUGGAGUAUUAUGCUCCUGCGCCUCAUGCCAGGGAAAAAAAGUUGUUUCAGCUUAUAAAUUCGAGAUUCAUGCCGGUAGCACUAAAAAGCAUCCUUCAGAUUUCAUUUUCUUGCAAAAUGGCAAGAGCCUUCGUGAAGUGUUGAAGUCAUGCACUGGUGCUUCGCUAGACAUGUUGGAAGCUGCAAUUCAGAAUGCCAUUGGUCCCUUGCCUCCUAUGAAACUGUCUCUCUGUCAGAAGUGCAAAGAGUUUUUUGAUACUGCACGAACUGGAAAUUUUGCUUUAUUAUGCAAUUCAUGUCUUCAAACAAGUCAUCAACAAGCAACUCCAACCCCAACAAAAGGGAUGAGUAGCUCAACUAAGUUACCUAGGAGAGUUGUGGUACACUUUCCGUCUGAUGGCACACCUAAGAACUUAUCUUCCCAGAAAAGACCUAGCUACGGAAAGCUAACAAAAAAGGACCUGGGACUGCAUAAGUUGGUCUUUAUGGAUGACAUCUUACCCCAGGGCACUGAAGUGGGAUACUAUGUUCGUGGAAAGAAGUUGCUUGAGGGUUAUAUAAAAGAUUCAGGAAUAUUUUGUGGUUGUUGCAAUAGUGUGGUUAGUCCUUCACAGUUUGAAGCUCAUGCUGGCCAAGCAUCACGACGCAAGCCCUACAAUAAUAUCUAUACUUCCAAUGGGGUGUCGCUUCAUGAGCUGUCGAUUUCCCUGUCUAAAGGCCGUAAAUUGGCAGCUACUGAAAAUGAUGACCUUUGUGGCAUUUGUGCAGAUGGUGGAGAUCUUCUACUUUGUGAUCUUUGCCCCAGGGCUUUCCAUAAAGAAUGCAUAGGACUGUCGAAGAUUCCUAGUGGAGAUUGGUUCUGCCAGUAUUGCCAAAAUUUACAGCAAAAAGACAAGUGCUUGGCUAAUAAUGACAAUGCCAUUGCUGCUGGAAGGGUUGCCGGAGUAGAUCCCAUAGAACAGAUAAUUAAGAGAUGCAUUCGAAUUGUCAGUACACCAGAAAAUGAUGCUGGCGUAUGUGCAUUGUGCAGACAGCAUGAUUUUAGUAGAUCUGGAUUUGAUCGGCGUACUGUUAUUAUUUGUGACCAGUGUGAGACUGAGUAUCACGUUGGCUGUCUGAAGGAUCAUGACAUGGCUGAUCUCCAGGUAUUACCUGAAGGGGAGUGGUUUUGUCGCCCAGAUUGCAGUAGGAUUCAUGCUGCUUUACAUGAGCUGCUUCGUCAAGGACCAGAGAUCCUUGAAGAAUCAGAUGCAAACAUCAUAAAGAAAAAGCUUGAUGAAAAAGGUUUAAGCUCCGAGGCUACUGCUGAUUUAAAAUGGAGACUUCUUAGUAACAAAAAAGAUUCUACCGACAAUGAACUAUUACUAUCUCAAGCAGUAUCUAUAUUCCAAGAGUCAUUUGAUCCCAUAGUUGAUCCUAUCUCUGGUCGGGACCUUAUACCCUUCAUGGUUUAUGGAAGGAAUAUGCGGGAUCAAGAUUUUGGUGGUGUAUAUUGCAUGGUUUUGACUGUGAAAUCAUCAGUUAUAUCAGCUGGGCUUCUUCGUGUCUUGGGAUGUGACAUCGCAGAACUCCCGCUAGUUGCUACAAGGAGGGAAAAUCAAGGGCUGGGUUACUUCCAGUCUCUCUUUUCAUGCAUUGAGAGUAUGUUCAAAUCCUUAAAAGUGAAGCACUUUGUGCUUCCUGCUGCUAAUGAUGCUGAAUCCAUGUGGACAAAUAAGUUCGGCUUCUCUAAAUUAACGCCAACCCAGUUGCGAGAAUACGCAAAAGGAACUCGGCCUAUUAUGUUUCAGGGAACAUCAAUGCUUCACAAGCUGUUACUUGGCCCUCAAGAACUUCCUUUGCCAGCUGAUAGUGAACCAAUAGUAUGCAGCCUUCCUGAUUCUUCCUGAUAUCACAAAAAACUGAUCGAAAUAUUCUUUUUUAUUUUUAUUUUUAUUUUUUUUUCUUAAAAGUUUUAAGUUGCCAGCUUUCGAUCUGUAAAUAGAAGGAUUGAUCUGUAUAGAAUAGGAAUACCGUUGUAACCCAUUACCUAUAGUACAAAAGAAAAAGAGGGAACUAUGGCCAGUUUGAAGGGGGGUGAUAUAGGGAAAAUUAUUAGGUCCGGAUAUCCAAUUAAAAUUUGCCAUGUGGACUGCGCUUUGAUUAUACUUUUUGACUGCGCUUUUUUACUGUGCUUUUGACGCACUUGACUUAAAAUUUUGCAGACACGUGUAUAUUCCACAUGUCAUUAUUUCAUUUCAUUGGACGCCGUACGUAUCUGUACGUCUGGUGUCCGGACCUAAUAAUUUUCUGUGAUAUAGGAGCAAGAGUGCUAAUUUUUGCAGCAGAGGUGGUUUGUAGAAAUUUUUUUUUGUACGGUGCUUUUGUGACUUUGGAGAUCAUUAUUUUUCAUUCUUUAUUAUAAUCCAUUUGUUUAUAAGCAAA
Molecule: messenger RNA, 4022 nt
Organism: Dendrobium catenatum
Lineage: Eukaryota; Viridiplantae; Streptophyta; Magnoliopsida; Asparagales; Orchidaceae
Exons: 18
Coding region: 179-3487 (1102 amino acids)
Source: RefSeq, a predicted model, not a curated record